Molecule: messenger RNA, 528 nt
Organism: Closterium sp. Yama58-4
Lineage: Eukaryota; Viridiplantae; Streptophyta; Zygnematophyceae; Desmidiales; Closteriaceae
Source: the annotation of a GenBank genome assembly
AUGACGGAUCUGCUGUUCAGCCGUCAAAGCGAGCCGGAUCUGCUGUUCAGCCGUCAAAGCGCGACGGAUCUGCUGUUCUGCCGUCAAAGCGCGGCGGAUCUGCUGUUCAGCCGUCAAAGCGCGACGGAUCUGCUGUUCAGCCGUCAAAGCGCGACGGAUCUGCUGUUCUGCCGUCAAAGCGCGGCGGAUCUGCUGUUCAGCCGUCAAAGCGCGACGGAUCUGCUGUUCUGCCGUCAAAGCGCGGCGGAUCUGCUGUUCAACCGUCAAAGCGCGACGGAUCUGGUGUUCAGCCGUCAAAGCGAGUCGGAUCUGGUGUUCAGCCGUCAAAGCGAGUCGGAUCUGGUGUUCAGCCGUCAAAGCGAGUCGGAUCUGGUGUUCAGCCGUCAAAGCGAGUCGGAUCUGGUGUUCAGCCGUCAAAGCGAGUCGGAUCUGGUGUUCAGCCGUCAAAGCGAGUCGGAUCUGGUGUUCAGCCGUCAAAGCGAGUCGGAUCUGGUGUUCAGCCGUCAAAGCGAGUCGGAUCUGGUGUAA